Photinus pyralis (common eastern firefly) is the source of this 905-nucleotide messenger RNA. RefSeq names its product headcase protein-like. The record is from RefSeq and is a predicted model, not a curated record. The transcript has a single exon. NCBI's taxonomy places the organism in Eukaryota, Metazoa, Arthropoda, Insecta, Coleoptera, Lampyridae. Bases 187 to 873 code for a protein of 228 amino acids.
UGCGUGCAGCAAUCAUAUGCAGUGGGUUACCGAGAGAGCAGCAAGUAAGACGCGCGCUUCAAGGUCAUAGGCAUUAUUUUUGAGAAAACCACGUGUUGGGGGUUGUUAUUUGUAGCUGCGGACUAAAUAAAAUUCAAACUGCGGGCUUUAACGUAUAUAGGACUUGCUUCCGCGAGUGUAACCGGCAUGGCGCCCCGCCGGCAGCACGGCCAAGUUCAAGGCCUCAUUGGUAUCGAUCCCGAAGAGGCCGGUGUAACGCGUUGUUGCGUACCUAACGGAGAUUGUUUGCGCGCACAACAGCAACAAAUGAAUCCUAAUAACAACGAUCCAAUGCUUAUAUCAUUGGACGAUUUACGCGAUACAGUACGCGUUACUUGUAAUAACGACGCGUGCAACGCCGGUCGUUACAUGCACCGGGAGUGUUUUGACGCUUGGGAACAGACGGUCCUGGCCUACCUCAAGACCUGUGGCCGCGCCCGCUCGUGGUCAGAGCGUCAGCGGCACCAAAAUCUGUGGACGAAAAAGGGGUACGAUUUAGCGUUUAAAGCAUGCGGCUGUAAAUGUGGUCGAGGACACCUUAAAAAGGACCUCGAUUGGAUGCCUCCCCCGCCAACUAGCAAUAUUUUCGGGCGCGUAGAAGAAGUCGAAACGGGAAAGAAAAAGAAGCGAAGAAAUCGAAACAAUUCUCGGCCUUCUUUAGCAAUAAACACGUAUCAUCCCAACCCUAUCGAAUUAAGGGGUCGUGCCGGAAGCUUAUCCUCGAGUACAGGUUCGUCCUCCCCUCCCGCAACCGUCAGCGAACCAAGUAUUUCACCGGUCCACGGAAAUUUGAAGAAGAAAACUGGAUUCGAAUUUGCGGAAAAGUACCGGUAAGUUCGAAGGAAAAUGUGUAGAUUGCUCGCUCG